CACGCCCCCAAGGCAGUGCGUAUGCGUCACUGGCUUACGGGUAGUUUUGACGCCAGUCUCGCGUGAUGGGACUUGUGACGUUGAGAUUUUCAGUGAGACUGGAGGCUCCGAGGCUGUAGUUAACAGCUUUUCGGGAGGUGUAGACAUGAAGGUCUGGAUCAACGAUGUCUGAUGCCUAGCGCUUGCUCUCAUUAAGCUGAAUACAUUGUGAUUUCCAGUAAUAGAGACAGUAUUUCUGAAGGCUGUCUACAUUAAUGAAAAGAGCAAUGUAGUCAGCUUAACAGAAUCAUCAGUGUUACCUACUGAUUGUAAUGUGGUACACUCACAUUGCUGGGCAGUUGCAUGCUAGGGUUAUAGUUACAUUUGUAAACUAGCUGUUUUGUUGUAGAUUUUCUGUGCUAAAUUAGUAUUAAUUAUGGAGGAGUGUGAGGAAGUAGCCCCUCUCCCAGAGGUAAAUGGACAUGAAGUGACGGAAAUGAUUCCUGCUUCUCCCCCUCCUCUGCCGCCAGAUGAAGAGCCUCCACCACCUCCCCUGCAAACGUCCAGUGACGCAGAGGUAAUGGACGUUGGCUCUGGUGGUGAUGGACAGUCACAAACCCCAGCUGGGGACCUGCAACAAAACAACGGAUUACAGCUUCUCACUAAGGGGUCAUCCUCCUACAAGAGUCAUCUUACAGUUCUUGAUCCCUUUCACAGUGACCAAAGGCCAAGAACAGCUCGCCAUGCACCAUCUAAUAAAGGGUUUACCCCCGAUCUUAAGUUGCUAAAGGAUGUUAAGAUUAGUGUAAGCUUUACAGAGAGUUGCAAAAGCAAAGACAGACAGGUUCUGUACACUGGAUUGGAAUGUGAGGGUUCCCUAGAUGGAGGUAGCAAUAUAAACAGUGUAAAUGGAGAUAUGUAUGUUUGUCCUUUUGCUGGUAGUACCAAUGGUAAUGUUACUGAUAGUGUUGAAAUUACACUUAAAAAAAACGAUGAGCCUGAAAUUGAUCAGGAAAAGAAAGUAGAGUAUGCUGUUCUGGAUGAACUUGAAGAUUUUACCGAAAAUGUUAUGGAUGUCGAUGAAGAUGGAGCAGAAUUUGUAUCGGAAUCCAUUCUCCAGAGAGAUAAGAUUGAUGAAGAAGCCCUGAUGUACAGUUAUGAGGAUGAAUUUGAUAACGAUGUGGAUGCUCUUCUGGAAGAGUCCCUUCACACCCCCAAAAAGCGAAGAAUUGAUGAAAAAUAUGAUAUUGAUAGUGAUCAUCAAUCAGAUGGAGAGUCAAGUGUGCAACCCAUGGUGACCAAAAUAAAAACUGUACUAAAAAGUCGAGGCCGCCCACCAACAGAACCAUUACCUGAUGGGUGGAUCAUGACAUUCCACAACUCUGGCCUACCUGUGUACUUGCAUCGAGAAACCAGGGUAGUCACCUGGUCCAGACCUUAUUUCUUGGGCACUGGGAGCAUAAGGAAACAUGACCCACCAAUCAGCAGCAUUCCUUGCUUGCAUUACAAAAAAAUGAAGGAUAAUGAUAUUAAAGAGCAGAGCAAUGAUGUCGCAUCAGCCCACAUUUCAGUAUCUCCUUCUGCAAAGUCCUCAGAUGCAAAUCACCAUUCUGAAGAGCCAGACUCCACAGGUGCUGAUUCUUUUGUUUCUGAUGAGAGGGAGCCUGUAAGUGAAGCAGCCCAGGGAGCACUUGGGCAAGUCAAGGCAAAGGUUGAAGUGUGCAAGGAUGAAUCCAUUAACCUCGAGGAUUUCCGCAGCUAUCUGGAAAAAAGAUUUGAUUUUGAACAGGUUACUGUUAAAAAAUUCCGGACAUGGGCUGAAAGAAGACAGUUCAACCGAGAAAUGAAGCGCAAGCAAGCAGAAUGUGAAAGGCCCAUAUUGCCUGCUAAUCAGAAACUUAUAACCUUGUCAGUGCAAGAUGCUCCUACAAAGAAAGAGUUUGUCAUCAACCCUAAUGGAAAAUCUGAAGUAUGCAUCUUGCAUGAAUAUAUGCAAAGGGUCCUUAAAGUGCGCCCUGUUUACAAUUUCUUUGAAUGUGAGAACCCAAGUGAGCCUUUUGGAGCAUCUGUUAUUAUAGAUGGAGUGACCUAUGGUACUGGAACAGCAAGCAGCAAAAAACUGGCAAAAAAUAAAGCUGCUCGUGCUACUUUGGAAAUCCUUAUUCCAGAUUUUGUAAAGCAGACUUGCAUGGAAAAGCCCAAAGACACUGAUGAACUUGAGUAUUUUAACCAUAUCAGUAUUGAGGAUUCACGGGUGUAUGAGUUGACCAAUAAAGCUGGACUGUUGUCUCCGUAUCAAAUUCUCCAUGAGUGCCUUAAAAGAAAUCAUGGAAUGGGUGACACAUCAAUCAAGUUUGAAGUCAUUCCUGGCAAGAACCAGAAAAGUGAAUAUGUAAUGACUUGUGGAAAGCACACUGUGCGGGGCUGGUGUAAGAACAAGAGGGUAGGAAAGCAGCUGGCAUCUCAGAAAAUACUUCAACUGCUUCACCCCCAUGUAAAGAACUGGGGGUCCCUACUGCGCAUGUACGGGAGGGAAAGCAGCAAAAUAGUGAAACAGGAAACCUCUGAUAAAAGUGUAAUAGAACUUCAGCAGUAUGCCAAAAAGAACAAGCCAAAUCUCCACAUCUUGAACAAGUUACAGGAAGAGAUGAAAAGGCUUGCACAGGAGAGGGAGGAAACGCGCAAGAAACCCAAGAUGACCAUUGUGGAAUCUGCCCAGCCAGGCAGUGAACCUCUUUGUACUGUGGAUGUCUAAUGUGAACCUUUAAUGAAGCAAUUAGGGACCUAGAAGACUCUCUUGAAAAACAGAGUGUUUGCUGAUUAAUGUGGUACAUAAAUAGGGCUGAUUUCAUUAUGCAUUUUCCAUUUUUGCAUCAUCUCAGCAAUAUUACCUCCUUAUGUGAUAGGUGGCUGUUUGUCUUUACUGUGAUCUGAAGCAAUGCUGAGGCUUAUGUAUUCAUAUAUAUAUCGCACAAGGCACUUUCUUAUUAGGGACUCAUUCAGUGUCUUAACAUUGCAGAUUUUUUGCGUUCUAAACUGGAAUCCAAAAUGUGGGUCUUUUAUGCUUUCGGAUUGUUAUAAUUCAUUUUAGUAUGUACCAGUGCACUACAUAUGUAGGAGGUAAAAUAGAAGGGCAGGUUCCUAAUGUGUUCCUUACUCGGCUUGUGCUCCUGAGAUGCAGAUACAUAUAAAUGCACACACUUUUCUGUCAGCCCUAUUACAUGUAGCCCCUGCACAUUAAACCUUAUUCACAGGGUAAGGUAAUCGUUGGAAUAGGUUUAAGAGCAGUAACUAAUUUUUGUCUGUGUUUGUGAAGGGUACUGUUUUUCUCUGUAAUAAAGUGUGCUUUCAGUCUAGCCUACCUGUUAGAUUGCAGUGAUGGCCCAUUUUUUAUUGUUUGUGGUGGUUACUAGAUGGAAAACGCAAGGUUGGAAACUGUGUGUUGUGCCAUGUACAGGAAUACAAGCCGUUGUACUCCUAUUGUUUUUUAAUAGUUUUAAGGGACUGAGGUCCCUUUGGAAUAGGAGUCGGUGGCAAAGUGGUGCCAAGUUCUUUAGUGACUAUUACAUAACUUCAGGAUUUAGUUCUUCACUGGAAAGUACUCACAGUUCAGCUCUUUUAUGCAACUGCAAUAUCUUGCUUUGAUAAAGCACAUUCUGCUGCUUAGUGUCUCAUUAUAGCACAGACUAAAUGAACACUACGUUUUCUUGUCUGGUACUUUGAUUUUUAUUUGAUAUGCACUUAAUCUCUUAAUGAAAGUGCUUUACUUUGGGAAGGUUCUCCCACCAGGCACAUAUGCAUGCUGAGUGUGUUCAAAUGCCCAUAUAAUAGCUGCAUCUGUCUGCUGCCCCCCAAAAAAGCAAAUGUUAUUCAAGUUGCGUGGUACCUAAAAGGAGCCAUUAUGGUUACACUGCCUUUUCACAUGUCACAUUAGCAGGAAGAAAUCCCAUGCUAAGCACUCUAACAUAGAACUUGCACAACUAUUCAUAAAUGUAUAUAUAAUGAGUUUUGUUCUCUUAGGUGCCCUCUUCUGUGCCGCUACCUGAGUUUGACAGUAGUAACAUAGGUGUGCCCCAAGCUGCCUGACAUUCUAAAAAAAGCACAUUGGAUGAGAACAGAUUGUCUAGAUGAAUUCAGCAACUUUAUUAAAAGUCAUAAUGCAAAACUGCUUCCAAAGCAGUUUGUUUCCCUUUCCUUCUUAACCACUGCCAAAGGGAUGGCAUUCCGGAGCAAUCUUUUCCGAUGUUGUAUCUAGAGCAUAUUGCUUGCGAAAUGCUCAGUGCUGUUUAUGCCAUGAGACAAGGGAAAUAAAGCUGCUCUUGGUAAUUAUAAUUAUAUUAUUUCUAAUCAUAUACAUGGAAACCUUUUGGCUCUGAAGACCUGCCUUUUUAUUAGGUACAUUGUCACCAAUGCAGUAUCACACAGCAACAAAUGAGUAACAUGCGUUUCUUUAGCUGCACUAUAUUAAUAAACUCUGACUGCUGUUGGGUGGCUUUGUGUUGCUGCAUUGUUACACAUAAUUUCACAUGUCACUUGCUCUUCUGCAACAGAAGCAAUAUCUGCCAUUCUUUCUAAAACUUCAAAAGAGCAGGUGGCUUAAAUGAAGCAAAGAUGAAUUUGUAUUAUACCAUGUCCAUGGAAUCUGAAAAUCCUACAGUAUCAAUCAUGAAUAUGUUUUGUAUUCAUUUGAUUUAUCAGUGGUGGUGAUAAUAAUUGUGUGAAGCACAGAUUAUUCAUUGUGUUUUUCUUGUCUUGAAAAGGGUCUCUGCACUGUUCAGCACAGGGUGUUUGUAUGGAAAGGCAAGCAGAAAUACAGUUUUGCCCCUUCCUACUUGAUUCACAGCUUUAAUUCAUAGUAACUGGUCUGUAACUUCUUAUACAUAGGAAAGUGUUGCUGAUCUUUAUGCACUGGAGGGAGAAUGCAGAUAAAUGACAGCGGGUGUGUAUAGUCAAUAGUCAAUUUGACUUCUAUUCAUAGAAUAAAUGAAGGAGUUUUUAAUAAUAACCAUGGAGAGUAAUAAAUAUAGAGAAAUUAACCCUCAUUAAAGAAUACUGCUAUUCAGAUCUAUAAUGGCAGAAAAGGGGUUUUAUUUCCUUCAUGUGAAAAUAAAAUGAGCAGGAAAUUGUUGAAUGCAAUAUAUUAUCUCUUUACAAGAUGACAUUGAGUCCCAUGGCUGUGGCGGAUAUAAUCCAAUCAAUUCCAAACAGUGUGAUGAUCUUCUGUCAUUUCUUUUGUUUCCCAGUAUUAAUUUAGUUUGUGUGCGACAGUGCCCAUAACUAAUAUUGUGUUCCGCUUCCCCCCUUUGUAGUAUUUGUGUUUCAUCAUGUAUUAAAAGUAUUCUUACCUGUAGCAUCCUUUGUUAUGUAUCAAUAGUACUGUUUGCUUGAAAGUGAAGAUAGUAAUGAGGUUACUGUUGUGGCUUUGUUUUUGUCACAUUAGCUCUUCCCCUUAUAGGCACAAUCUAUAAUAGCCAAUAAAGCCACUUAAAUGAAAAGCCUAAAUGUUCAAGGUCUUGAGAUGAUUUGGGUGAUUAAAAUCAGCAAUCUGCUAUUUAGAUGCUUUAUAAAGGUUAUACAUACAUUCAAGGUUACUGUUCAACAUGAGCUCAUUGAAUAGGCCUUGGGCUGAGCAUUUUGACUAUUAGAUUAGGCUAAUGCCAGACAGGGCCUGUGGAUAAACUCAGACUCUGAGAAUCAGCCCCUGCUGUAGCAUCAGCCUUUCCUUGUGCCUGCAACUGAGCCAUUGCAUGGGCCCAGGGACAGACAUACGGAGCUUAUUUCUGCGCCAAAAUGCGUAUUUGAAAUUUGCUCCGUGUACCUGUGCUCAGUGUAACACAGUGGUUCCAGGUACAGUCACAGGAAGAGGCUGAUGCCAGAGCAGGGCCUGAUUGGCUCAACCUGUGUUUAUCUGAGGCCAAACACCACCCCCGUCUGGCAUUAGCUUUAGUGAUACAGGCAAGGCAGUAACUAUAGAACAGUGAUUCACAACCAGUGGCUUUUGAGUACCAUGUUGCCCCUUGGAUGUUGCUCCCAGUGGCCUCAAAACGUGCUCAUUUUUUAAUUUCUAACUUAGAGGCAAGUUUUGGAAGCAUAAAGACCCAAUGCAACUCCACUUUUUACACAGUAUGAUACAUAUACCCCUAUUUGUACUGCCAAAAAAGAGCCUCCUGUAGGCUGCCAGUCCACGUUGAGCUACUGAAUUGCCAAUCUUAUUUGGCACCCCCAAGAACAUUUUCAUGCUUGUAUUGCUCCCUAACUUUUUUUUAUAUUUAAAUGUUGCUCACGGGUAAAAAGGUUGGUGAUCCCUGUUCUAGAGGAAACACUGUGCAACUGCUGGGGGUAUAGGGGACUCGGCAGGGCACUGACUGCAGGUUAAUUGUAUGUACAUAAACAAUAUCUUAUUCCCAGAGGUUUAGAGGGACCUUAAAUGUUUUGUUGGUGUGGUUAUCAGGAUCUAGUUACACCACUGGAUGUAUUAAAGGCAUAAAGGUUUAAAAUGGAAUAACCUUUGAACAAAGCAUCUCUAAGAAAUAGUAGAUCUCUCCAUAGCACAUCUCUCACCCUAAUAUAGUCAGAUUACUUGCAUUUACCGUAUGAAGCACAAGUGACAAGUCUCCCUUCCCUUCACUUGAAACAUUUUAUUGGGGGAAGAAGUGUUUGUCAGACUGCUAUCUCCCAUAUCACUGGCACCAAUGUCAGCUUUGAUACUUGUGUGUUUUAUUCGAUGAAUUUGAUUGUGUCGUGUUCUGUGCAAUAACCUUUAUAUGGCAUAAUGUAGUAAAAGUUGCAGAGUUUGCCCCUGGUCUAGUAACCUGGAGCAACCAAUCAUUUCAUUUUAUAAACCUGCUAGGUAUCUAAAAUAUAUUUAUGAAUUUAUUUCAACUUUUUUAAGCUCAAAAUUUGUUUGAGUAGAAAAAAAAAUGGGGAAAUAUGUUGCCGAAAUACAGAAAAGUAAAAAUCUGUAUUCUUUCUGUAUAUCUGAAUUUAUACUUGUGAGCUUGAAAUGCCAUAUUGCCUUUUAGUGCAAAGGUAUAGCACCGGUAGGGUUUGUGCUAGUGUCGCCUCAUAGCAAGCAGUGUGGCAGAACCUAUAUAGAACUACAUUUUACAUGCACUUUUAGAUACCCAAAAUCUUUCAGUGACGGAAGCCUAUAUAAAUGUCAUUGGUACGAAGUGCUGUUUUCUAAGUCAUUUAUAGGUCAUAAAUCCCCAACUCAUGGCUUUUGUGAUGGGAAUGUCCCAGCAUGCCUAGGCAAUAAUUACUACGGGUGCUGGAGAUCUUGGCUCAGUUUGCUGUCCCUGUAAUGUUUGAUUCUUCAGCAGCUGGCAAAGUGUAGGGAAUGUAAAUAUCUCUAUUAGAGCUUUGCAAACGCUUGGUUUCCUAGUGGGUAGAUAGUGAGAUGCAUGUGUAUAGUAUUACUGCUUAUGUUGUUCGCCUGUGCGCUUUGUACCUACCAAAGCUAUAGAUGGAAACUCUAAACACCACUCCCAUGGGCUUCAAACUGCCAAUAUUGGCACAGCCACAAUUGCUCUGUUAUAUGGGAUACGUGGAAGGUCCAGGGUUCCUGCCAUGGUCAAGAAAGCAAUUUGGGAUGACAGAAACAUUUGUCAGAUUAACCUCAGACGCUUUUCUAUAGUCAGUGUUUCAGAUAUUAUUUUAUCUGUUUUAUUAUUUGAAGUAAAAGUAUUGGCUUUUUUUUUGUUAAGGAAGUAGAAUCAACAUUAAGUGCGCCGUACCAGAACCAGAACAUGGGGCGCGACUUUGCUUUGUCUACUUGGCGUGUUUCAGAGAGAAAAUGUGAACAAGUCAUGUGUGUGUUGCUAUUGCUAUAGGCCCAUUUGGUUCGACUAGCAUAUGCAAGCUGUAUUCCUAUUGGUCUCCCAUUCCCAGGAGUGUUUUUAGGUCUUAAUGUUUAAAUGCAUGUAAAAGCAUUGGAUGUUUUAUGCUUCAUUGUUAAUGGAUGGUACAGUAGCUUACAGGCACCCUUUCCUGCAUGGAAUCCUACAUUAGAAAUUUCACUUUAUUAUUGGGUUGUGGUUUUUGAUGCCAGAAUAUGAAACGUUCCACAUUAUAGAGUAUUAUGGUGUCUGAUGUGGUGAGUUUGGGUGGUGUUGCUGUUGCAUUUCUGCUUUGUUCCCUGGCAGCUCAGUUACUGCCGGCAGGUAAUGCGCAACUGAAUGUAUCUCCAGCGUCACCAUUUGGGCUCUGCCACAUUCAUUCCUACCCAUGCGUCUGACAGCGGGCGUUUCUAGGGAAUCGCCUGCCAGUCUGUUGCUAUUCUUUGCAUGAAUGCAGGUGAGUUGGUUUAACACUGCUCUUAUUAUAUAUGUCUGAUGUAAUUAACUUGUAGUUCCUGGCCAGGGUUUCUACACUUUGGUUUGAGAGCCACUUACUUAUGAUGCUGCCUGAUGUCUUAAUGGCUCUUUAAUAUUUGUAUUUAUAUUUAAUCGGCCUUUAACUAGAAAACGGAAUUCUGCCAUUUCAUGCAUUAAGAUGUCUCCCUGUAAUCGCUUUAUAUAGCACUACUGUUUGCUAUUGACGACUGAAAUAGAAGUAACUGUCAUUGUGGACAUUUGGAUGGAUUUGAUGUUCUGGGCUGGACUGUUCAUGUUGAUGAAAUCAUUUGCUGUACAUUUAUAGUGAGCAGCUUAAGCCUUGUGUGUAAUCAUGUGGGACUUCAGCUAAUUGUGCCUAACGUAACGGUUGUUGUAUGAAUUGUGUCUGAUUCUUGUGACUGAGUUGUUCAAUCUGUACCCCGCUCAACUAGAUUGCCGCUCUCACCGACUCGAACAUUGUAUCUUCAGUACUGUUGGAAAUAUUUUGUUCGGCAUUAGUAUAAGCAAUAAAAAUUUGAUAUUCAUGUGAAA
This is a messenger RNA of Xenopus tropicalis (tropical clawed frog), 8846 nucleotides long. RefSeq names its product DGCR8 microprocessor complex subunit (gene dgcr8). Gene Ontology annotation, biological process: primary miRNA processing. The record is from RefSeq and is a predicted model, not a curated record. Bases 416 to 2734 code for a protein of 772 amino acids. NCBI's taxonomy places the organism in Eukaryota, Metazoa, Chordata, Amphibia, Anura, Pipidae. Gene Ontology annotation, molecular function: identical protein binding; heme binding; RNA binding. Gene Ontology annotation, cellular component: microprocessor complex; nucleolus; organelle. The transcript has 14 exons.